Molecule: messenger RNA, 1797 nt
Organism: Zea mays
Lineage: Eukaryota; Viridiplantae; Streptophyta; Magnoliopsida; Poales; Poaceae
Product: Major facilitator superfamily protein
Exons: 3
Coding region: 138-1658 (506 amino acids)
Biological process (GO): transmembrane transport
Cellular component (GO): membrane
Molecular function (GO): transmembrane transporter activity
Source: RefSeq, marked predicted
GGCUUGGCUACUUGCUUGCUUGCUGAGUUGCUGACUAAUGGCGGCCAUUCCGAGCGGAGCGAUAGCCCAAGCCGGAGCUGAGCGUCCGGCGGCCUGAACAGGAGAGGCGAGAGAGAGAGGGUGCAGGUACCAGAAGAAUGGGUCCGCCGCCGGAGAAGCGGCGGACGCUGGUGCUGGUGAACCUGGCGUCCAUCAUGGAGCGCGCCGACGAGGCGCUGCUGCCGGCGGUGUACCGGGAGGUGGGCGCCGCGCUGCACGCCACGCCCACGGGGCUCGGCGCCCUCACGCUGUACCGCUCCAUCGUGCAGGCCGCCUGCUACCCGGUGGCGGCCUACGCCGCGUCGCGCCACAACCGCGCCCACGUCAUCGCGCUGGGGGCCUUCCUCUGGGCCGCCGCCACCUUCCUCGUCGCCGUCUCCGACACCUUCCUCCAGGUUGCAAUUUCAAGGGGCUUGAACGGCAUUGGUCUAGCUCUCGUCAUACCAGCAGUCCAGUCGCUGGUAGCCGACUCCACUGACGACGACAACCGCGGCACAGCAUUCGGAUGGCUGCAACUGACCAGCAGCAUCGGCUCCGUAUUCGGGGGAUUCUUUGCCUUACUGCUGGCCCAGACUACAGUCUUGGGGAUCGAAGGAUGGCGUAUUGCCUUCCACCUCGUCGCGAUCGUCAGCGUCAUCGUCGGCACCCUCGUGUGGUUCUUCGCCGUGGAUCCCCAUUUCCCCACAAACGAUGCCGCACCACCAUCCAGCAAAAAGUCCGCGCUUGAUGAAGCAAGGGAACUGAUCAUGGAGGCCAGGUCCAUAGUCCAGAUCCCGACGUUCCAGGUCUUCGUUGCCCAGGGCGUCAGCGGCUCGUUCCCGUGGUCAGCGCUGUCGUUCUUGUCCAUGUGGCUGGAGCUCGUCGGGUUCAGCCACGAGGACACCGCCGUCCUCACGACCACCUUCGCUGUCGCCACCUCCGUCGGCGGCCUUCUUGGCGGGAAGAUGGGGGAUUCGCUCGCUCGGCGGUAUCCGAACGCUGGGAGGAUCGUGCUGUCUCAGAUAAGCGCCGGCUCUGCUGUUCCUUUGGCCGCUGUUCUUCUGCUGGGCUUGCCUGAUAAUCCGUCCACGUCCAGUGGUGUUGCCCAUGGACUUGUUCUGUUCGUCAUGGGACUCAUCAUCUCUUGGAACGGAGCUGCUACAAACUGCCCGAUUUUUGCGGAGAUCGUGCCCGAGAAGCAAAGGACGAGCAUCUACGCUCUGGACAGAACCUUCGAGUCCAUUCUGGCGUCGUUUGCGCCUCCGGUCGUUGGCCUGUUGUCGCAGCAAGUCUACGGCUUCAAACAGGACGACGGCAGAGGGAGCAGCCCUGGGCAAGACCGGGAGAACGCGGCGUCGCUGGCCAAGGCGCUGUACACGGCCAUCUCCAUACCGAUGGUCAUCUGCACCUCCAUAUACACGUUCAUGUACCGCACCUACCCUCGAGACAGGGAGCGUGCGCGCAUGCAGUCGGUGAUUCAGUCAGAGUUGGACCAGAUUGAGCUGCUGGGCGGUCCGAGUUUAGGAGGCGGCGGCGACGGCGACGGUGAUAAACCUGACGAGGUUGAUGGCAGUUAUGGUUCUGAAAGAUCUGCUGAGGCCGAUGCCGGCACUGAAAAACUACUAGGAAGGAAACCAUGAGUUGUGACGAACAGAAGAACCUACUAGGAGGACCAUUCAUGUUGAAGAGGAUGAUAGAUGUUCCUGCCGAUUUUAGGAACUUGUAAUUGUAACACGACGAUCAAUAUGAUUCACUAAAGUGACCGUUCUUUUUUCUUCC